AUGGAUGGCAAGAAAUGCCCUUUUCCAGAAUUAAUUGAAGAACAUAAAAUAAUAAAUAUACUAGAUAGUUAAACAGAAAACAUAAAAUAAUAUUUUGAAGAGUCUAACUCUUUUAUAAAUAAAGCACUUUCUUAAAAAAAGAAUAUACUUGUCCAUUGCUUUGCAGGAAAAUCAAGAAGUGUAUCACUUAUUAUUGCUUAUUUAAUUAAAUAUUAAAAUCUCAGUGUUGAUAAAGCCUUAGAACAUAUUAAAUAGGUUAGACCAGUUGCAGACAAAGAGGAAAGUAAAGAAAAGCAUGAAACAAUUCAUUAAGAAAAUUAACAAGAAAAUCAUUAAGAAAAUUAUUAAAAAAAACAAGAAGAAAAUCAAGAAGAAAAACAAGAAGAUAAAUAAUAAGGAAAUCAAGAAGAAAAAUAAUAAGAACAUCAAGAAGAAAAAUAAUAAGAAAAUUAACAAGAAAAACAAGAAGAAAAUAAAGAAGAAAAGCAAGAAGAAAAUCAAGAAGAAAAACAAGAAGAAAAUCAAGAAGAAAAAUAAGAAGAGAAUCAAGAAAAAAAAUAAGAAAAAAAACAAGAAGAAAAACAAGAAGAAAAUCAAGAAGAAAAUUAACAAGAAAAACAAGAAGAAAAUAAAGAAGAAAAGCAAGAAGAAAAUCAAGAAGAAAAACAAGAAGAAAAUCAAGAAGAAAAAUAUGAAGAAAAACAAGAAGAAAAUAAAGAAGAAAAAUAAGAAGAAAAUCAAGAAGAAAAACAAAAAAAAAAACAAGAAAAAAAACAAGAAGAAAAUCAAGAAGAAAAAUAUGAAGAAAAACAAGAAGAAAAUAAAGAAGAAAAAUAAGAAGAAAAUCAAGAAGAAAAACAAAAAAAAAAACAAGAAAAAAAACAAGAAGAAAAGCAAAAAGAAAAGCAAGAAGAAAAAUAUGAAGAAAAACAAGAAGAAAAGCAAGAAGAAAAGCAAAAAGAAAAAAUAUAAUAAAAUCAAAAAUUUUAAAUAAAAGAUUAAAAUUAAAAUUAAUAAUAAAAAGAUAUUAAUUAAUAAUAAAAGAAUUAAUAGAAUUUUUAAGAAAAUUAAUUCGAAUAUUUUGCUCGAGCACCCGGUCGUGUAAACUUGAUAGGAGAACACAUAGACUAUAUGAAUUAUCCUGUAUUUCCGUUUGCUUUAGAAAAUGACUGUUUGAUAGCUUUUUCUCAUUCAAAUGAUGAUAAACUACAUAUAUAUCAUACUAAUCUUGAAAUAUAUGAAAGUGCCCAUUUACCAUGUCAUCCUUCUAAAAAAGCUGAAGUUUCUUUCAAUUAAAAAUAAGCUUGGAUAAAAUAUAUUUAUGCCGGCUUUUUCUCUGGCACAGAAAAUGUGGUGGAAUAAUUUUAAGGAGUUAAUAUGUUAGUCUGUUCAAAUGUUCCUAUCGCAGCUGGAUUAAGCUCUUCUUCAUGUUUUGUUGUUUGUGGAGCUAUUUUAGGUCAUUUUAUUUUAAAAUCUAAUUUAGAUUAUAAUAAUUUAUUAUAAAGAAUUAUUUAAUAUGAAAGAGAUCUAGGAACUGCUUGUGGAGGUAUGGAUUAAACUAUAUCUUUAUUAGGGGUCAGAGGAAAGGCUAUGUUUAUUGAGUUUAAUGAAUAUGCCAAAAAUAUAGAAUGCUAACUUCCUGAAGGAGUUACUUUUGUUAUUGCAAACAGUUUAAAAGAAUCUCCUAAAUUAUAAAGUUUAGGAAGAAGAUACAAUAAACGUGUAUGUGAAUGUAGAAUGGCAAUAAAAAUAUUAGGUGAUAAAAUGGGUAUUUAAAGUGAAAGUAAAUUUACUAAUUUACGAUAAUUAGUAAGAAACAAUGAGACUUUAAAAUAAAUGUAAGAAAAAGUAAAGGACUUAAUUGAAAAGAAAGUUUAUUCAAAAGAAGAUAUUGAAAAAUUAAUUGGAGAAAAAUUAGACUAAUUCCUUAAUGAUAUUUAAAAACAUGAAAUUGUUAUAGAACAAAAUACAGAAUAUUUCCCAUACGAAAGAGCAUUACAUGUAUAUGCUGAAGCCGAAAGAGUUUAUAAAUUUAAAUAAAUUUGUGAAGAUUAAUAAAUUUCUAAUGAAGAAAAAAUUAAUUUAUUAUCUAAUUUAAUGAAUGAAAGUUAAUAUUCAUGUGAUUAAUUAUAUGAUUGCUCUUCUGAUGAGUUAAAUUAAUUAAUUUCUAUUUGUAGAAAAAAUGGAGCUCUGGGAUCUAGACUUACUGGUGCUGGAUGGGGUGGUUGUACUGUUUCUAUGGUUAGAAAAGAACAUGUAGAUGAGUUUAUUUAAAAAGUAAGAGAAUAGUAUUACUAAAAAAAUGGUUUAAAAGCUGAUGAAAAUGUCAUAUUUUGUACUUCUCCUUGUAAUGGAGCAUUAAUUUAUAAGAAUAAUUUAUUUUGA
Ichthyophthirius multifiliis is the source of this 2385-nucleotide messenger RNA. RefSeq lists its product as hypothetical. Gene Ontology annotation, biological process: protein dephosphorylation; carbohydrate phosphorylation; galactose metabolic process. Gene Ontology annotation, molecular function: galactokinase activity; ATP binding; protein tyrosine/serine/threonine phosphatase activity. Gene Ontology annotation, cellular component: cytosol. NCBI's taxonomy places the organism in Eukaryota, Ciliophora, Oligohymenophorea, Hymenostomatida. The record is from RefSeq and is a predicted model, not a curated record. The transcript is spliced from 6 exons.